This is a messenger RNA of Macrosiphum euphorbiae (potato aphid), 1965 nucleotides long. Lineage: Eukaryota; Metazoa; Arthropoda; Insecta; Hemiptera; Aphididae. The record is from the annotation of a GenBank genome assembly.
AUGAAAACUUCUAAUUUCCCAAUGAAGACUGUUCUAGUAUUUGCAGUAUACUUAAUCAAAUAUUCUCUGGAACUAGAUUAUUCAAAAAUACAGGGGUUUAAUACUAACAUGGAAGAAGCUACACAAUUCCUUCGUGAAUGGGAAAAUGAAGCAGUAGCCUUGUGCAAUAGAGUGGCGAUGGCACAGUGGACAUAUGCAACAAAUAUAACGGAAUAUAAUAAAAAGCAAAUGAUAGAUGAACAAAAAUUGAACUCCAAGUUCAAUAGAGUAUCUUGGAGGAAAGCUUCUGAUUUCAUGUGGACUCGUAUAUCUGAUCCUAUUAUACAAAGACAACUCAAAAUUUUGGCACUGAAAGGCCAAUCGAAUGUACCAGAUUCAAAACUAAAUCAGAUGCAUUCGAUUUUAAAUGAAAUGAAAGAUAUUUAUGCUAAAGCGAAAAUAUGUCCAUUCAAUUAUAGAUUGACAUCGUAUUGUGAACUAAGUCUUGAACCAGAUUUAGUAAGAGUAAUGGCUAACUCAAGAGAUUUUGAAGAGCUAUUGUAUACAUGGCGUUCAUGGAGAGAUAAUAUUGGACAUGAAAUUCGACCCAAAUACAUAAAAUAUAUGGAAUUGGUUAACGAAGCUGCAAUGUCAAUAGGGUUUGAAGACGCGGGUCAACAACAAAUCGCCAUGUAUGAAGAUGCAAAUUUUAAAGCAAAACUUGAAAAUUUAUGGACAGCCAUAGAGCCGAUUUAUAAACAUCUGCACUCUUACGUUCGGCGAAAAUUAGUUUCUCACUAUGGGACACGCAGGGUUCGAGUCGAUGGACCAAUUCCAGCUCAUUUACUAGGUAACAUGUGGGCACAGAACUGGAAAAACAUAAUAGACUUAGUGAUUCCAUUUCCGAAGAAAAGACGUAUUGAUGUUUCCGGUGAAAUGUUACGUCAAGGAUACACGCCUUUAAAGAUGUUCCAAAUUUCUGAAGAAUUUUUCACAUCACUUGGAUUAAAAGCGAUGCCAGUGGAGUUUUGGCAUAAUUCAAUUUUGGAAAAGCCAACAAACAGGCCAGUGUCGUGCAAAGCAUCUGCUUGGGAUUUUUGUGAUAAAUAUGAUUACAGAAUUAAACAAUGCACUGAAGUUUCAAUGGAUGAUCUAUUUUCGACACACCACGAAAUGGCUCAUAUUCAAUAUUAUCUCCAUUAUACAGAUCAGCCAUUGCUGUUUAAAGAAGGAGCGAAUCCCGGUUUUCAUGAAGCUUUGAGUGAUGCAGUUAUUCUUUCUAUUUCCACACCACGACAUUUACAUAGGAUUGGACUAUUGAAUAACAUAACCGACGAUUAUGAAGGUCAAAUAGACUUCCUAAUGGAAAUGGCUUUAGACAAAAUUGCUUAUCUACCUUUUGCCUAUUCAGUUGAUUUGUGGCGAUGGAGCGUUUUUUCCAAAGGCGUACACAACUUAAAUGCUCGAUGGUGGGAUUUAAAAUUAUUGUAUCAAGGAAUCAUUCCACCGAUUGCCAGGGAUGAAAACGAUUUCGAUCCAAGUUCUAAGUAUCAUGUGAUCGCUGAUACUCCUUAUAUAAAAUACUUCAUUAGCAUCAUUCUACAGUUUCAAAUACACGAAGCCUUGUGUACAGCAGCAGGACAUAUUGGUCCAUUACAUACUUGUGACAUAUACCAUUCAAGAGAAGCUGGUCGAAUAUUGAGUGAAAUGAUGUCAAUGGGCUAUUCAAAACCGUGGCCACAAGUUAUUAAAAUCCUUACAGGAGGAAAAACGAGUGAAAUAGAUCCACGGCCUUUGAUUGAAUAUUUUAAACCACUCACACACUGGCUAAUAAAUGAAAAUAAAGUAGAACGAAUAGGAUGGUCUAGAUUAAAUGAAGACAUAGCACUGUUUGAACCCUUAUCGAAGGCUAACAAUUCCUAUUCAGUCAACAAAUACUUAAUUAUAUUUGUUGUUUUUAACAUAUUAAAAAAUGUGUACCAUUAA